Messenger RNA from Mangifera indica (mango), 1946 nucleotides. RefSeq names its product sodium/hydrogen exchanger 1-like. The record is from RefSeq and is a predicted model, not a curated record. Gene Ontology annotation, biological process: proton transmembrane transport; sodium ion transport; regulation of pH. NCBI's taxonomy places the organism in Eukaryota, Viridiplantae, Streptophyta, Magnoliopsida, Sapindales, Anacardiaceae. Gene Ontology annotation, molecular function: sodium:proton antiporter activity. Gene Ontology annotation, cellular component: membrane. The coding region runs from base 161 to 1795 and encodes 544 amino acids. The transcript has 14 exons.
AAUAAUCACAAGAUUCAACUUAGCCUUUGUCAAGAUCAUAAAUUAAACACAAACCCAUUUCAGGUUUCUUCUUCUUGUGCUAAAAAAUCUAAUCUUUUUUUUUUUAAUUAAUCCCCACAUUAUGAAUGCCAUAUAAUUCAGCUCUACAUAUUCCCCAAAAAUGGCUUCCAAUGAAACAUUACACCACCUUUCAUCGUCCCUUCAGAAGGACUCCUCGUAUCUUAGCACCAGCACCAUCAUUGCUUUGAGUGUGUUCUUCACGCUUCUUUGCGCCUGCAUCAUUAUCGGCCACCUCCUUGAGGAGAACCGCUGGGCUAAUGAGUCCACCACAGCACUUGUUCUGGGUUUGUGCGCCGGAGUAGUUGUGUUGUUGUUGAGUAAAUGGAAUAGUUCCCGUUUAUUAGUGUUUGAUGAGGACUUAUUCUUUCUUUAUUUGCUUCCUCCUAUCAUUUUCAAUGCUGGAUUCCAGGUAAAGAAGAAGCAAUUUUUCAAGAACUUUACAAUUAUAUUGUUGUUUGGAAUUUUUGGUACACUAAUUUCAUUCUGCCUCAUAUCAGUGGGAGUUGUUUUCCUAUUUAAUAAGCUCGGCGUGACAGAUCUUGAUAUGCAAGAUUACCUUGCUGUUGGUGCCAUACUGUCAGCAACCGAUUCAGUUUGUACAUUACAGGUUCUCAGUCAAGAUGAAACCCCAUUCCUAUAUAGUGUUGUAUUUGGAGAAGGAGUGGUGAAUGAUGCAACCUCUAUUGUGAUUUUCAAUGCAGUCCAAUCACUUGACUUCAGUAACGUUGAUGGUACAAUUGCCUUAAAGUUGUUGGGAACUUUUCUCUACCUUUUCUUCACCAGCACUGCACUCGGUAUAGCGGUGGGCCUUUUAAGUGCCUUUAUCAUAAAAACGCUUUACUUUGGAAGGCAUUCCACAGAUCGUGAAGUUGCGCUGAUGAUGCUUAUGGCUUAUUUAUCCUACAUGUUAGCUGAGCUUCUGAGCCUCAGUGGGAUUUUGACAGUUUUCUUCUGUGGCAUUGUAAUGUCACACUACACAUGGCACAAUGUCACUGAAAGUUCACGGAUAACAACCAAGCAUGCAUUUGCAACAAUAUCAUUCAUAGCGGAAACUUUCAUAUUCUUAUAUGUUGGUAUGGAUGCCUUAGACAUUACCAAAUGGAAAGCCAGCAAUGCAAGUGCAGGAACAUCAAUUGCUGUUAGUGCAACAUUGUUUGGAUUAGUUCUAAUUGGACGGGCAGCAUUUGUGUUCCCUCUGGCAAAUAUCCUGAACUGUGUUAGGAAAGGAUCAAGUGCAAAGACAGAGUUUCGAGAACAGUUUAUAAUAUGGUGGGCAGGACUAAUAAGAGGUGCAGUUACAAUUGCUUUGUCCUACAGCGAGUUUUCGAGCUCCAACACAAAGUCAUCAGCUCUAAUGAUCACUUGUACCAUAAUUGUUGUUCUAUUUAGCACAAUGGUAUUUGGUUCCAUAACAAAGCCUUUGAUUGAAGCAGUGCUGCUGAGAAAUGCUAAGCCUGCAAUUUCAGAUGCAACUGACAUUCCUAGCCUAGAAGAGCUAACAAUACCUUUCCUUGACAAUGGCGAUGAUCCUGGAAACAACCAUCUGGCGCCAAAGGCAAGCAGCCUGAGGUUGCUAAUAACCAACCCUACCAGAACUGUGCACUACUGGUGGAGAAAAUUUGAUGACAAAUUCAUGAGACCAGUGUUUGGUGGAAGAGGGUUUGUUCCAUUCAUACCAAGCUCUCCAACCGGUGCAGCUGAUGGAACUUCUGAAGCCAGAAGAUCUAACAUUUAGUUGAUACAAACCAAAAAAAAAGGAAAAUCUUACAAAUUUCUUGGUGUUGGUAUAAUUAUUUGUAUUGAGUUCUUCUAUUUUUGCUUAUAAAUUUUGGUUAAGUAGAGGUGUUGUAAUUACUUAGAACAAUGUUGAAGCUUGUCUGUUUUUA